Messenger RNA from Neurospora hispaniola, 1521 nucleotides. RefSeq names its product MFS general substrate transporter. Gene Ontology annotation, molecular function: transmembrane transporter activity. The transcript has 9 exons. Gene Ontology annotation, cellular component: membrane. The record is from RefSeq and is a predicted model, not a curated record. The coding region runs from base 1 to 1521 and encodes 506 amino acids. Gene Ontology annotation, biological process: transmembrane transport. Lineage: Eukaryota; Fungi; Ascomycota; Sordariomycetes; Sordariales; Sordariaceae.
AUGACUUUGGGCCCUAACCCUUCAACGGCUCCGGCGCCGUCCCGUCAAAAUGCUUCCUUCCCGCCAUCCAAUCAAGCUCCCAUGGCCAAUGCCAGGGCCGCAGUUGAACCCGAGUCCAAGUCUCUUUUCGAUGACAGCCCGGAAGAUGGUGAGGCUGUCAAAGAGGAUGAGUUCAAAGAAGGAGGAUAUGGCUGGGUGGUAGUCUUCGGCGUAUGGCUUGUGAAUAUGCAUACGUGGGGGCUCAUCUCGUCCUAUGCCAUCUUCUUAGCCUACUACUUGCGAUCCGGCUCAAUCAUAGGGGCUUCCCCUCUUUUCUUCGCCUUUAUUGGCGGUCUUUCUACGUCGAUGGCUCUUCUCGUGUCGCCCCUUGCCACUUAUAGUAUCAAGACUCUGGGGACUAGGAUCACGCUCUUCAUAGGUGCUGUCUUCGAAGCCGGCUCAUUCAUCGGCGCCUCCUUUUCUACCCAUGCGUGGCAGCUUCUUCUGAGCCAGGGCGUCUGCUUUGGCCUUGGUAUGGGUUUCUGCUUCACAGCUACCGUCGGUAUUGUCCCGCAAUGGUUCACCAAGCGGCGAUCUUUCGCCAAUGCCCUGGCAACAGGCGGUUCCGGAUUCGGUGGUCUCACCUACGCUCUGGGAGCGAACGCCAUGAUCACAAAUCUCGGGUUGGAAUGGGCAUUCCGCAUCCUGGCCAUCACCUGCUUCACCGUGAACGGCUGCGUCAGUCUGAUCAUCAAAGAUCGUAACAAGGCCGUCGGGGCCAAGCAUAUAGCUUUCCACAAGGAUCUCUUCUUCCAGCCUGAGUAUUGGCUCUUCGUCGGCUGGGGAUUCUUUGGUAUCAUCGGCUACAUCAUCGUCGUCUUCUCCAUUGCAGACUUUGCCCUACAGGCUGGCUUCACUAGCAAUCAAGCAUCGUUGGCGUCGGCCAUGUUCAACUUAUCCCAAGCGCUUGGCAGACCUGCAAUCGGUCUCCUCAGCGAUAGGCUAGGAAAGAUGAACGUCGCUGGAAUAGGGACUCUUAUUGCCAGUGUAGUCGCCUUCUUUUUGUGGAUCUUCGCCGGCAAAUACUUCGCCGGGCUCAUCAUCUACGCGCUCUUUGGCGCGGUAGCCGGCAUUCUUUGGCCAUGCGUGGGGCCUGUAGGAGCGGAGGUUGUUGGUAUACAGCUAUUGCCCGCAGCUCUUUCUCUGUACUGGAUUGUCCUUGUUUUUCCUGCGACUUUUGCCGAGGUGAUCGGACUGAGUCUCAAGCGGGAGAUGAUUGGAGCAGGCGUAUAUUUGAAUGUGCAGGUGUUCACUGGUUUCAUGUUCUUUGCAUCCUUCUUGUCCAUGUGGCUCCUAAGAAGCUGGAAACUCCGUCAAACGGAAUAUCUCGGCUUUUACGAAAAGGGGCAGGAGGCGGCCAUUCAUAAUGUCGCUGUCAUUCAUCCCAGCGAAGAAAGCAAGCAUGAGGUGGUUUCUACCAGGAGACAACAAAACACUGUUGUCUCAUACAUAACGAACAUGUUUGUCAUGAAGCGUCUAUAA